Ascochyta rabiei is the source of this 2145-nucleotide messenger RNA. RefSeq lists its product as uncharacterized. The record is from RefSeq and is a predicted model, not a curated record. Gene Ontology annotation, biological process: magnesium ion transport. Bases 1 to 2145 code for a protein of 714 amino acids. Gene Ontology annotation, molecular function: magnesium ion transmembrane transporter activity. Gene Ontology annotation, cellular component: membrane. NCBI's taxonomy places the organism in Eukaryota, Fungi, Ascomycota, Dothideomycetes, Pleosporales, Didymellaceae. The transcript has a single exon.
AUGCACCUGCCUGCAGCGAUACCAAGCAGCGCCCUUUCAGCGUCAGCGUCAGCGUCAGGGCCGACGACACGGACCCAUGGCCUCGUGCAAUACCUCGGCCAGUCGGGGCGGUACGAUGAGAGCUGGAGCAGUCUUAUCGGCAUCGUCACCGCCAUCGUCGGCAACGUCCUCAUCUCCUUCGCCCUCAACACGCAACGCUACGCCCACAUCAGGCUCGACCGCGAGUGGCAAGAGAAAGAGCGGCAACGGAAGAGGAGGAACGCCAGCAGCACCAGCCUAGCCCGCCUUGCCGACCAAGGCAACAGGAAACACGUCCGGCCCAGCUCCAACGCGCGGCCGUCCACGGAAGCAGAUCCUCUCAUCUCACACGGCGAGUCGAGCCCAGAGCGCGGUGCUCGUGUCGAUGGCGAGGGCGGCCAUGUCGCCUACAAGCAGCCGUCCUACCUCAAGUCCACCUACUGGUGGCUCGGCAUCGUCCUCAUGACCAUCGGCGAGGCCGGCAACUUCCUCGCCUAUGGUUUUGCGCCUGCCUCGAUUGUGUCGCCGCUCGGGGUCGUGGCGCUCAUCUCCAACUGCAUCAUUGCCCCCUUCAUGCUGAAGGAGCGCUUCCGUUGGCGCGACGCCGUGGGCGUCGUGGUUGCAGUGGGCGGUGCCGUCACCGUGGUGCUGUCGGCGAGCGACAACAACCCCAAGCUGGGGCCCGAUGAGAUCUGGGGGCUUAUCAAGAGGUGGGAGUUUGAGACGUAUCUGGGCAUCACCACCGCUGUCAUUGUCGUGCUCAUGGGCGCGAGCAAUCGCUAUGGCGAGAAGAACAUCCUGAUCGAUCUGGCCCUCGUUGGCCUGUUCGGCGGCUUCACCGCUCUCUCGACAAAGGGCGUUGCGUCGCUGCUCUCAUACACGCUCUGGCGCGUCAUCACGUUCCCCGUCUUCUACCUCCUCGUUGCGAUACUGGUCGGCACCGCCGUCAUGCAGAUCAAGUACAUCAACCGCGCCCUGCAGCGGUUCGAUGCUACACAGGUCAUUCCCGUUCAGUUUGUCAUGUUCACGCUGUCCGUCAUUCUCGGGUCCGCCAUCUUGUACCGCGACUUCGAACGGACAUCAGGCGACGACGCUGGCAAGUUUGUCGGUGGCUGUGCCCUCACCUUCUCAGGUGUCUGGCUCAUCACCAGCGGCCGACCGCGCAGACACGACGACGAGGAUGACGACGAGGAAGAAGAAGAGGUCGAUCCUGAGUCAGAAGAAGCCAUCGGCCUCCAACACGAGCGAUAUCGUGACUCGAUCGACAGUACGGCAUCCUCCUCCUCCUCCUCCACAAUCCGCGCCGCCUCCCCACCCCUUGAAAUCCUCGAAAUCAACCCCCUCUAUCGCGACGAAGAUUCAGCCUCCAACGACUUCCGCCCAACAACCCCCAUGAUCAAAGUCUGCACGCCGGAUCUCUCCACCCCACCCCGCCAAACCUACCCAUCCGAAGCCCUCGACUCUCUCGUACAGAAUCCUUGGUCCCAGCCUCCUGUCCGGAACACCCCAUCACCAAAGCCUUCAAUCAGCAGGCACACUUCCACGCCCGUGCUACCCAGCGAAGCUGCACCCCCGCCAGCCAACAUGACUUCGAGGCUCGGAGCAACGCCGUCGGACCCCGUAUUAGCCAACGCACCGCUGCCACGCACACCGAAGCGGGGCAAGAGCCACGACGAGCUGCCUGUCACGCCCGGCACAUCGCAAUCGAACCUGGGCCCGGGGCUGCGGCGACUGCGCACGAACGAGCGACAGCGAGGCAGCAUUCCCGGCCCUUUGCUAGCGAGUCCGCUGAGCACGAGUCUCAGCGCGCUGGUGCAGGACCUGAAGCGCGGGGGCAGCGUGAGGAUGCGGACGGGCGAGUACAAUGAGGGUCGCCGACAAAGCGUUCUUGGUCUGGGGACAACGCCCGGCGCGAACCACGGCGAUGAUUUGUUUGGCGAGCCUCUGUCGAGGAAAAGCACGCAGGGCGUUGGCGCUGAGAGGAGCGGCGAGCGACCCAGCGGGAGGGGCCGCGGUAUGAGCGGCACCCUGAACGAUUUGUGGCGAGGCCUCCGCGGCCAGAGCAGCAAAGAGGAUAUCAGCGGCGAGCAGCAGAGAGAGGCAGGUGAUGGCAGUGGGUUACCUUGA